AAGUAUCUUUCAGAAUAUUUAUAUAAAAAAUGUCCAGAAUAGUCCGUACCCUAAGUGUUAAACCUCCAAGUUAGUUUCUCACAUUAUUGUACACCUAAUACCUCCCAACAAAACUACACUCUUUGAUUUUACCUUCACCGUCCACCCUCGUUACUACGGAAGUGAAAGCUACACCCUUUCUUUUUUCUUCUUCUUAGCUUCUUUUCUGUCCAUAAGAGGCCCAACUUUUUCGUCUCUUUUCAAUCCCAUCCGUUAGCUAAUAUGUAUCUUCUUUGAGUCUUCCCUAAUAACUCUUUCUUUCUCUUUCUCUCUCUCUCUUCUUAUCCCCCAAAAUGUCUCCGAGCAAGGAAGUAUCCAAGGAUGUUUUCCCUUAUCUUCGUGUAUACGCUGACGGAACCAUCCAGAGAUAUGCAGGAACAGAAGUUGCACCUGCAGGUUUCGAUUCUCAAACACGUGUUUUAUCCAAAGACAUUUUUAUCACUAUCUCACAACAAGCCACUCUCUCUGCAAGACUCUACCGUCCAGAUUCCGUUAAAAUUAGUCAAAAGCUUCCCGUGUUAAUAUAUUUUCAUGGUGGAGCCUUUUGCAUAGCAUCAGCGGCAGAACCCAAGUACCAUCACUGCAUGAACCAGCUAGUUUCACAAGCUAACGUCAUUGUUGUCUCUGUUGACUACAGGUUAGCCCCAGAAAAUCCGCUUCCUGCUGCUUAUGGGGACUCCGGGACUGCCCUUCAGUGGGUAGGAAGUGGCGGACGCGGCGAGCCGUGGCUCGAGGAUUAUGCAGAUUUUGGACGGUUGUUUUUAGCUGGUGAUAGUGCUGGUGCUAACAUUGUACACCAUUUAGGCUUGCGGGUUAAUCCGAAUAUGAAGAUUAAAGGGAUUGUUAUGAUUCAUCCUUACUUUUGGGGAAAAGAUCCUAUCGGGAAAGAGGUGAACGAUAGUCUUAGAAAAUCAAUGGUCGAUACUUGGUGGAUGUUUGUCUGUCCCUCUGAUAAAGGGUGUGAUGAUCCGUUGAUUAAUCCUUUUGCUGAUGGAGCUCCGAGUGUUAAAGGUUUGGGCUGUGAAAGUGUUCUUGUUUUUACUGCUGAGAAAGAUAUACUGUGCGAAAGAGGGCAGUUUUAUUAUGAAAAUUUGGUAAAAAGUGGGUGGAAAGGAAAGGCAGAGAUUGUGGAGACAAAAGGCGAAGAUCAUGUCUUUCAUAUCUUUAAUCCUGACUGUGACAAUGCUCGUGUCUUGAUCAAGCGCUGGGCUUCUUACAUCAACCAAGCAUAGCUAUAGGGUCUUGUUAAUCAUAUAUAUAUAUAUUUGCAGUUGGCUUUGUAUCAGUUUAUGUGGGGAAGUAAAAGUUUAAGUGUUUCUUUUCUUUACAAGUAGAUUUUCCAAUGCCAAUACUAUCGACAUUUGUUUUUACAUGAAAAGAUUAAAAUCUAUUACCUUCUCUAUUGUAACCGUCUUUUUCAGUAAGAUUCUAAUUUCACGCGGGACAUCCACUCAACGAUUA
This is a messenger RNA of Ricinus communis (castor bean), 1500 nucleotides long. RefSeq names its product probable carboxylesterase 2. Bases 333 to 1271 code for a protein of 312 amino acids. The transcript has a single exon. Gene Ontology annotation, molecular function: hydrolase activity. The record is from RefSeq and is a predicted model, not a curated record. Lineage: Eukaryota; Viridiplantae; Streptophyta; Magnoliopsida; Malpighiales; Euphorbiaceae.